UCUCUCUCUCUCUCUCUCUCUCCCCCUUCUAACGUCAAAACAAAAAAGCUUAAAAAACUCUCGAAUUUCCCAGAUUAUAAUCACCUUAAUGUACACAGAUUUUCUGUGUAUCUUUCUCCUCCUAAUUCUGAUUCUUUGUCAUGCACACAACCACCUUCAUGACCAUGAAACCCUGUUCCAGAAUCCUCAUCCACCGCCGAAACACUGCUUUUUUGGCCUUCCCAUCUCCCAAAUGCCACCAUUCCACUAAUGUCCCAUCAAAUUCUACAUUCAAUUUUCACCAAACCCGUAAAUUCCAUCCCUUCUCGCCUCAAAUUUUGCGUUUUCGAUGCGUUUUCGAUCGAACCCAGAAACCGUUUUGUGCCUGUUGGGACCAAUCUAGUGUUUUCUCUAGCACUUGUAAUGGUGGUAUUGCAUUGAAUUGUAGAAAUUUUUCAAGUUCAAUUGGUACCCAUGUGAAUGAAAAGAGCUUUGACAGGAUAUAUGUUCAGGGUGGUGUGAAUGUGAACCCUUCAAUAGUUGAAAAUACAGAGAGAGAUGAGGAAUUUAGGGUAGAAAAUGAUGGUCAAAAUGUGACUAAUGAGAAUUCAAAAGGUUUGAAUGAUGGUAAACAAGAGUCUGAUAUUGAGAGGGAGGCAUGGAAGUUAUUGAGGAAUUCGGUUGUGACAUAUUGUGGGAGCCCAAUUGGGACAAUGGCGGCGAAUGAUCCGGCUGACAAGCAACCGCUUAACUACGAUCAGGUCUUCAUUCGCGAUUUCGUUCCGUCUGCCUUGGCUUUCUUGCUUAAAGGAGAGGCAGAGAUUGUGAGAAAUUUCCUUCUUGAUACCUUGCAAUUGCAGAGUUGGGAGAAAACAGUGGACUGCUACAGCCCAGGGCAAGGGUUGAUGCCAGCAAGUUUCAAAGUUAGAACAGUGCCUCUUGAUGAAAAUAAGUUUGAUGAAGUUUUAGACCCAGAUUUUGGUGAGUCAGCUAUUGGCCGUGUUGCACCUGUGGACUCUGGGUUGUGGUGGAUUAUCUUAUUGAGUGCUUAUGGGAAGAUCACUGGUGACUAUACUCUACAAGAAAGGGUGGACGUCCAGACAGGCAUACAUCUCAUUUUAAGCUUGUGCCUGUCUGAUGGAUUUGAUAUGUUUCCUUCCCUAUUAGUCACUGAUGGCUCCUGCAUGAUAGACCGACGGAUGGGUAUCCAUGGUCAUCCGCUUGAGAUUCAAGCUUUGUUCUACUCAGCUCUGCGGUGCUCCCGGGAAUUGCUCUCCAAAGAUGAUGGAUCCAAGAAUUUGGUGACAGCCGUAAACAAUAGACUUAGCGCGUUAUCAUUUCACAUUAGGGAAUAUUAUUGGGUUGAUAUGAAAAAGGUCAAUGAGAUUUACAGAUAUAAGACGGAGGAAUAUUCCACUGAUGCCACUAACAAGUUUAAUAUUUACCCCGAACAAAUCCCUCAUUGGCUAGUGGAUUGGAUUCCAGAGGAGGGUGGUUAUAUGAUUGGCAAUGUACAGCCAGCUCACAUGGACUUCAGGUUCUUCACACUUGGAAAUCUCUGGUCCAUUGUUUCGUCUUUGGGUACUCCAAAACAAAAUGAAUCUAUUUUGAAUUUGAUUGAAGCCAAAUGGGAUGACCUUAUGGGGCAUAUGCCUCUUAAGAUAUGUUACCCUGCUUUGGAACGUGAAGAGUGGCAUAUAAUCACGGGCAGUGACCCAAAGAAUACCCCUUGGUCUUAUCACAAUGGGGGAUCUUGGCCAACCCUUCUAUGGCAGUUCACAUUAGCCUGCAUGAAGAUGGGCAGGCCGGAACUUGCAAGGAGAGCACUUGACUUGGCUGAGAAGAGGCUUGUGGUGGAUCGUUGGCCUGAAUAUUAUGACACAAGAAAUGGAAAAUUUAUAGGAAAGCAAGCUCGACUUUACCAAACAUGGUCAAUUGCUGGGUACCUGACUUCAAAAAUGCUUUUGGAAAAUCCAGAGAUGGCUUCUCUUUUAUUCUGGGAGGAAGACUAUGAACUUCUAGAGAUUUGUGUAUGUGCUCUUAGCAAAUCUGGCCGCAAAAAAUGCUCUCGAGGUGCGGCAAAGUCUCAAAUUCUUGUUUAAAAUUCUUUUGUACAAACCCCACUGCAUAAACAUAGGGAAAUAAAGUUUGUCGAUAGCAUUUUCUUAGCAGAAAAUUUCACAUAAAAACCUUCUGUUUUUGUAACAUUUUAGUGUAGAAUAUUCAUUGAUUUGUUGCCUGAUCAAUUACACAAGUUGAUCAGUGCUAGAAGAUUGAAUAACUGUUUUUUGGAGAGCCAAAAAAUAGUAAUGUGGCUCCUUUUGAUCAUCUGUAUGUAUAAAUAUUACGUAACAGUUACUACACAUUUACAUUUU
Camellia sinensis is the source of this 2354-nucleotide messenger RNA. RefSeq names its product alkaline/neutral invertase A, mitochondrial. NCBI's taxonomy places the organism in Eukaryota, Viridiplantae, Streptophyta, Magnoliopsida, Ericales, Theaceae. Gene Ontology annotation, cellular component: mitochondrion. Gene Ontology annotation, biological process: sucrose catabolic process. The record is from RefSeq and is a predicted model, not a curated record. Gene Ontology annotation, molecular function: sucrose alpha-glucosidase activity; endo-alpha-N-acetylgalactosaminidase activity.